AUGCAGCAACUUGAUUUGAUAUCAGACAGGAGCGCGGGGGAUUCGGAUUCUCUUCUGAGUCGGUAUCGUGCUAAAAUUCAAGCCCUUUGGGAAACAUUGAUGGACCGUGAAGCCACACUCUGCGACCAACUGGAAGAGGUGAUUAAAGAGUUUGAGAGGAACAUGUCGGAUAUGAUUAAUUUUUUCGUCGAAAAUACUCAGCCUUUACAUCUGGGCUUGAUGGAGGACUUGGACUCUCAUCACAUCAGCAGCCCUCUCGGCAAAGGUUAA
This is a messenger RNA of Protopolystoma xenopodis, 270 nucleotides long. The record is from the annotation of a GenBank genome assembly. NCBI's taxonomy places the organism in Eukaryota, Metazoa, Platyhelminthes, Monogenea, Polystomatidea, Polystomatidae.